UCGGCGCUGGCGCGUUUGUUUUUGCCGCCAUGCGGUUUAGAGCCAGGGUCGUGGACAUCGGGUGCCUCAACCAUUUCACUCGUGUGAUAAAUACGAUUGCCAAGCUAGCCAAGACCUGCACCCUUCGCCUCACAGUGGACAAACUUUACUUCAUCCUCAAUGACAAAGUGGCAAAUGGAGGUGUUAGCAUGUGGUGUGAGCUCAGCCAGGGGAACUUCUUUGAUGAGUUCCAGAUGGAAGGAGUCGCUGCAGAAAGCAAUGAAAUUUACUUAGAGCUGACCUCCGAAAACUUCUCCAGGGCGUUAAAAACGGCACAGAAUGCCAAGACAGUGAAAAUCAAGUUGACAAAUAAGCAGUGCCCUUGCCUCACAGUAGCCGUGGAACUGCCGUCAUUGUCUAGCAGUAGCCGCAUUGUGACUCACGAUAUUCCUGUGGGGGUUAUCCCGAGAAAGCUGUGGAAUGACUUCAGAGAGCCCAGUGUGCCAGACUUUGAUGUCAGCAUUUAUUUGCCUGUGCUGAAGACCAUGAAGAGUGUGGUGGAGAGAAUGAAAAACCUCAGCAAUUCUAUAGUAAUAGAAGCAAAUCUAAAUGGAGAAAUGAACUUGAAAAUAGAAACUGAUCUGGUGUGUGUUACAACUCACUUUAAAGACCUUGGGAAUCCUCCUUGGGUAUCCGAGGAUGGCUCUCAGAACUCUACCCAAGAACGGGACCCUGAAAGCAUGGCUGAGGCACGCAUCGACAUUAAGAGGCUCCUCCAGUUGCUUGCAGGGCAGCAAGUGAAUCCCACCAAAGCCCUGUGUAAUAUUGUAAGCCAAAGGAUUGUUCAUUUCGUCUUGCUCCACGAUGAUGUUUCCCUUCAAUAUUUCAUUCCAGCCCUUGUAUGAAUCGACUCGCCCUCUGUCCUGCCCAGCUCGCCAUGCCGACGAUGUGCUGAAACAGGCACAAGAGGGGGGAAGGAGAUUUGCUCGCUGUCUUUCUUAAAAUCCACUUUCUAACCCUUUUCUAUGUACAGAAAUAUAUAUUUAUAAGCACCUUAUUUUUUUGGAGAAUAGAAUUUAAGUUAAAACCCCUAUGUAUUUUUAUUGGACUGUGUAUUUUAUUAAAGAAAUAACCCCGUAA
Messenger RNA from Elgaria multicarinata webbii, 1119 nucleotides. RefSeq names its product HUS1 checkpoint clamp component (gene HUS1). NCBI's taxonomy places the organism in Eukaryota, Metazoa, Chordata, Lepidosauria, Squamata, Anguidae. Bases 30 to 884 code for a protein of 284 amino acids. Gene Ontology annotation, biological process: nucleotide-excision repair; telomere maintenance; meiotic DNA integrity checkpoint signaling. Gene Ontology annotation, cellular component: nucleolus; site of double-strand break; checkpoint clamp complex. The record is from RefSeq and is a predicted model, not a curated record. The transcript is spliced from 8 exons.